Microsporum canis CBS 113480 is the source of this 387-nucleotide messenger RNA. RefSeq lists its product as uncharacterized. The transcript has a single exon. The record is from RefSeq and is a predicted model, not a curated record. NCBI's taxonomy places the organism in Eukaryota, Fungi, Ascomycota, Eurotiomycetes, Onygenales, Arthrodermataceae. The coding region runs from base 1 to 387 and encodes 128 amino acids.
AUGAAAUUCACAGUUGCUACCAUCUUAGCUACAGUCCUCGCCUCUACGGCCGUUGCUAGCAACGUUAGUUGUGUCUACCAGAAGGGAACCAAGGGUGAUCAUAUAGUUGGACUCAAGGGUGCUGUCCAGGCAUACGGCGGACAGUAUCGCGUCUCGGGCAGGAAUGGCUCUACAUUUGCAACCUAUGGAAGCGCCAAAUUGACUCUGCGCCGUACUGGUCAGCACCCUUCGGUAAACAGCUACACCGAUGCUGCCACUGUGGCCAACAAGAUCCAAGAAAUCAUUGAUUGCUGCUACAAUCACGGCUAUACCGAGUGUGUUGGAAACGGCGACAUCAAAUCCUAUUCAGAUGACGGCCCUAUUAACGUGAACGUUGCCCAUAAUUAG